GUUUUCAUCAUUUGCGCCACAUUGCCGUUAACUUGGACAUUCUCUACACAGUAUUAUGGCAACACCAAACACACCGCGCUGCCAAACCACUGUUACUACGAGGAAUUGAAACUAGCGGUGCCGGUCAAUGACACCCUGUAUCCCACAGAUAUAGAAUUUCAAUGCAUAACGGUAUCUUGCCGCCAUGAUUAUGUGCUGGUGAUAAAGCAUUGUGACCGUUAUCUGCUACGACAUGGCUGCAUUGAGCAGCCACCCGAUUAUAGUCGGCCUUAUCCCGAUUGCUGCACCCAAAUUAAAUGUGCCGAUUAAUACAUGAUGAUUAUUCUAACUUCGUAUGUAUUUGUAAAGAUUAAUUAAUUAUUAAUUUAAAAUUAUGAAUUUAGUAAAUAAACAAAUCUUAAUCAUAUAUACAAACAUGUCACUGACGUAAGAAAAAAUACCCGGGCACUUAUUUGGUAAUUAUCAGAAAGUACAUAUAAGUAAUAAAAUCACUUAUAGAGCAGCUCGAGCAUCCAAAACAUUUGUGUUUGUGUUGAAAAAUACUCACCCCCUCACCCUGCCAUCCUAUAACUGCGUAGAUCCGAACCGGUUCGGCGUCGUUGUGCAAUCCUCUUCGUAAUUCAAAAUCGAACAGAACCACGCUGAUAGUUGUACUGUUUGAGCAGGCAAUAAAAAUAUUGAAUAUUAAAAAUUAGAAACAAAAACAGAAAUCAACAACAAACAUCAAAUCGUAAAGUAUUCAUAAGCGCUGACAUUGAGCCGGCAGCGCACAGUCGCUCUUUGAAUUUUGUCGCGUGAACAUAGUUUUUUCUGCCUUAGAAAUCUCCCAAAGUUGCUAUGAAGUUUGUAGGUGUUGCAUUGUUGUUGGCGUUGGCGUUAGCUGCACUGCUGGACUGCGCAGUAGCCG
This is a messenger RNA of Bactrocera dorsalis (oriental fruit fly), 907 nucleotides long. RefSeq lists its product as uncharacterized. The transcript has 3 exons. The record is from RefSeq and is a predicted model, not a curated record. NCBI's taxonomy places the organism in Eukaryota, Metazoa, Arthropoda, Insecta, Diptera, Tephritidae. The annotation marks the transcript as partial.